Molecule: messenger RNA, 2042 nt
Organism: Cygnus atratus (black swan)
Lineage: Eukaryota; Metazoa; Chordata; Aves; Anseriformes; Anatidae
Gene: DCUN1D4
Product: defective in cullin neddylation 1 domain containing 4
Exons: 14
Coding region: 584-1282 (232 amino acids)
Biological process (GO): positive regulation of ubiquitin-protein transferase activity; protein neddylation
Cellular component (GO): ubiquitin ligase complex
Molecular function (GO): ubiquitin conjugating enzyme binding; ubiquitin-like protein binding; cullin family protein binding
Source: RefSeq, a predicted model, not a curated record
GGAGGCGUCCGCGCUUGUGCCGUGCGAUUGGGAGAGAGGGGCCGAGGGAGCCGGGCCGGGCCGGGCCGGGCCGUGCGUGCGCGCUGCACGAAAAUGCACUCGGAUGGCGCCGCUGUCAAACGGUUCUGCUUAGUAUUGUUUGACUAGCAAAAAUGGAACUUAAUUGAGCACUUAAUACAGAAAAAAAUGUAGCGCCCUGUUCAAGAUGCAAGAUCUUCCUACCAUGGCGUGAUUUUCAACUGAAUUCUCACCUAUCAACGCUGGCAAAUAUUCACAAGAUUUACCACACCCUCAAUAGGCUGAAUCUGACAGAGGACGUUGGUCAAGACGAUCACCAGACAGGCUUUUGGCUGAUGGUGGCUUAUUCAGCAGCCAUUUGGAGGCUCUACCUUGCAAAUGCUAGCUUCAAGUGUCAAAAAAAGUGAGAACUAGGAGGGUUCUGCCAAUCUUGAGUUGAGACCCAGGAGUAAGAAACUUUGAAGAUAAUCACAUCAGAGAAGCUGCGCUCGGAGAGAGACUUUCAAAGAUACGAAGAAUAGGAAGUCUCCGGUCUUGCAGUUCAUCAGACUGCUUUAGUAAAGUGAUGCCUCCAAGGAAAAAGAGGAGACCUGCAGCAGGAGAUGAUUUAUCUGCUAAGAAAAGUAGACAUGAUGGUAUGUAUAGAAAAUAUGAUUCGACUAGAAUAAAAGCAGAAGAAGAAGUCUUUUCAAGUAAGAGAUGCUUAGAAUGGUUCUAUGAAUAUGCAGGCACUGAUGACGUUGUAGGGCCUGAAGGAAUGGAGAAAUUUUGUGAAGACAUUGGAGUAGAACCAGAAAAUGUUGUUAUGCUUGUAUUAGCGUGGAAGUUGGAUGCACAAAACAUGGGCUACUUUACAUUACAAGAAUGGUUAAAAGGAAUGACAUCGCUACAAUGUGAUACUACAGAAAAACUGAGAAAUUCUCUGGAUUACUUGAGAUCUUUAUUAAAUGAGCCUACCAAUUUUAAACUUAUUUAUAGAUAUGCAUUUGACUUUGCACGGGAAAAGGACCAGCGCAGCCUAGACAUAAACACUGCCAAGUGUAUGUUGGGCCUUCUUUUAGGAAAAACAUGGUCUCUUUUUCCAGUAUUUCACCAGUUUCUAGAGCAAUCAAAAUACAAAGUUAUCAAUAAGGACCAAUGGUGUAAUGUUCUUGAAUUCAGCAGAACAAUUAACCUUGACCUCAGUAAUUAUGAUGAAGAUGGAGCCUGGCCAGUAUUGUUGGAUGAGUUUGUGGAAUGGUAUAAAGGAAAACAGAUGACGUAGGAGUUUAACUAUGCACAGCCACUCAAGAGUCACUGUUACCACAGUUAUGUCAACCAUUAGCCAUAAACUGCUAUUUGUAUCAAAGUGCAUGCUGCUUUUCUUGCACUGCGUUCCUUUUGCAGGGAACUUUUGAUGUUUGCUAUUUAACAAGCUAGCUAUGCUUGCUGUGUAGCAUUGUUCUCUUUGAAGGCUGCUUUGCAUUUUGUAUUUACACUACAGAUUGGUGAACUUGCCAGCGUCUUCACUGUGAUUAUGUGUAUAUUGCUGUCUAAAUUUUGUAUAUGUGUAUAAAAAAAAGCUUCAACUAGGGAUUAUUUCUGCAGAAAUGUAUUGUAAAAAUAAUUUUGUGGCAUAUUUCUAGUCAUCACUUACAUGUUGAAACUUUAGUUCUUUUGCUUUUCUUUUGGUCUCAAAUGUAGCAUUUCAGAAAAUGAAAUGAAUAGACUGCUUGGACAUAGUUACGCUGAAGAACUAUUGUCAAUUUUAAUGUUACUGUUUGAGAUGCCAUUUUCUGAGGGGAGAAGACAUGCUGUGACUUUCUUCACGGGAAUUCGCCAAACAUAACCUAUUGCUUAAUAGGAGUGAAACGGUGGUGUCUUAAAAAAAAAAAUCGUAUAUAUAUAUAAAUAUUAAAACACUGUAAUAGUUGUAUAUGCCACAGAUGAUUUCCAUUUGAAGAAAAAAGUGACUUUUUAAUGUUAAAAUUGCAGUAAUCAUUACAGGUACAAAUGAACAAAUUAAAGUACCUUUUAAAAAUGGG